UUUGCAUGUUUCAAAGCAAAAGAUCUGCAAGAAUUUGAUCCCAACAGCUUCAACGGAUUUGUUUUCCCACCCAGUAUUUGUAAUCGCCCGGAUGUUAUGAUUCGUCUUGCUAGUGUACCGUACGGAGCGAUAAAUGAUCUCAGUGAAAUUGGUGUGAUUCUGAUCGGUGGAGAUGCAGUAUGUCUUGCAGUCUGUCAAGAAAAAGGAAAAGCUGUUGAAAAGGAUUAUGAGAUGCACAAAGUAAUCGCUCUUUCUUAUCUAAUAUCAGGAUAA
Molecule: messenger RNA, 273 nt
Organism: Gongylonema pulchrum
Lineage: Eukaryota; Metazoa; Nematoda; Chromadorea; Rhabditida; Gongylonematidae
Source: the annotation of a GenBank genome assembly